AGGGGACCCUGAACACCUUCUUGCGUGCUUUUUACAACUUACUACCUGAUAGACCGGAAGCUAUCUUCUUCUUCUCUUGAGCAUCUAUAUAUGUCUCCCACCACGCCCGCGCCUGCAGACCAACACACCCACCGCAAACCCUCAACCAUCGCAUUGAUAUCGGUGCUUGCCCUUCUCCUCGCCGUGGCUAUUACCCGCUUCGCGAACCCGGGCGCAUCCACCACCGAUCCAAGCUCUCAAAGUACAACUGCCACCCCCCCCCUCCAACCGCCAACCUGGAUCAUCUCCGUCGCUUCUUCAGCUCACCUGUCGCCUCCGCAGUAGGUCGAUCUACGGUCGGGCCCACGAUGUCGAAAACACCGGUGUAUUUUUUG
Messenger RNA from Aspergillus japonicus CBS 114.51, 374 nucleotides. RefSeq lists its product as uncharacterized. The record is from RefSeq and is a predicted model, not a curated record. The transcript has a single exon. Lineage: Eukaryota; Fungi; Ascomycota; Eurotiomycetes; Eurotiales; Aspergillaceae. The coding region runs from base 91 to 324 and encodes 77 amino acids.